Molecule: messenger RNA, 3063 nt
Organism: Misgurnus anguillicaudatus (oriental weatherfish)
Lineage: Eukaryota; Metazoa; Chordata; Actinopteri; Cypriniformes; Cobitidae
Source: RefSeq, a predicted model, not a curated record
CUGCGCAUUCAUGUGUGUGAUCAGCAAACCCGCGUUGUCGUCCUGUUUGCGCAUAUUACUAAUGCUCUCAAAUAACAAAAAACAUAUUGCGCCAUUGACUUUGGACUUUAGACCAGGUUUUUGUUGGUCAAUGGCGUAGUCUAUUUUAGUUUCCUCAAAAUAGCAACGCGCCAACAAUGCGCCAGAACACACCUCGUUUUCAAACCAGAACGCCCAUGGGCGCAAAAGGGGGCGCAAAUGCAUUUGCUAUUUAAACAACGUGGCACUAAACGUGAAAAUGAUAAUUGCGCAGGGUGGAAACUAGCAAAAGACAUUGCGUCGCGCAUUGCGCUGCAUUGCGCCUUGUGUAAGAUAGAGCCUAUACAGAAGGCAAAACUUUAAAGGGAUAUUUCACCCAAAAAUGAAAAUUCUAACAACAUUUUCUCCCUCUCAUGUUGUUAAAAACCUGUAUAAAUUUCUUUGUUCUGAUGAAGACGAAGGAAGAUAUUUUGAGGAAUGUUUGUAACCAAUCAUGAGCCCCAUUCACUUCAGGAAAAAAUAUAUUAUGGGAGUGAUGGGGCUCAUGAAAUGUUUGGUUACAAACAUUACUCAAAUUAUCUUCCUUUGUGUUCAUAAGAACAAUGGCACGUCUCUUUGCAAUCAGAUAUUUUAAAAAAACCUACCUCUAAGAAUAUCCAUACAAAGGUGUGAUGUCUGCCUCAGUCCACCCGGCACUGUAAAAAGUUGGAUCAACUUAAAAAUUACUGGUAACGUAAAAAUAUUUUCUUCAACUUAAAAUUUUACUGUAGUUUUACAUUAGGUGAAAAAUGUAAGUUAAUCCAACUUUUCACUUGUUACAUUGUGAUAUGACCAACGCCAUCUCACAAGAAUUUGUACAUAUUUUACGAGUUUAGUAAUAUAAAAAAUAGUAAUUAUUAAUUCAUACUCCUGUGACGUUGGGGUUAGGCGCGGCCGGGGUUCGGUUUCAUUUUUCAUGAGAAUCGUACAAUUUUGCACAAUUAACUUUGUAUAAAUUGAUACGAAUUAGCCAACUUGUAAAAUAUGUACAAAUAUGUAAAAUAUGUACAAAAAAUAUAAGAGCAUGUCAGAACCUCUGCCAGUGUCCGAAAAUGGUCAGAACCCAGAUGGUUUAAAACCAACAAUUUUUUUAGAUAAAGCUAUUGAAGGGAUACAUUGGAUUAUCUUUUUUCUCCAACAGAUCGUCAGCUUCACUGAUCAUAUACAUUGAUGUCAUAAAGAAUUGGAGCCAUGCUUACUCUUCUGCUGAUCAUGGCAAUGUUUGGCCAAGGCCAGUCAUUGGUGUUGUAUGGUAACGAAUUCAUCACAGCAUUUCCAGAUAACGUUGCCUCCUUCUAUCCAUAUGUUUCGAGAAAUUCUCUCAACGUUACAGCUCUCUAUAAUGACACAGAAGUUAUUGUCUACUACCAAGGCAGCCCUUUAUACGACAUUAUAAUGUUUCAAGGACAGACCCAGAAUUUUACUCUGCCUUGGGAUGUUGAGGAAUCUAAACUCAACCAAUCCCUGAAGACCGUCAGAGUUGUCAGCUCCAGAUCCAUUGUUGUAAUGUCAAUAAGUGUGAAAGGAGAUAGCAUGCAGACCAAUGUCCUUUGGCCUUACAGAAGUCUUGGAUGGACUUAUUCUAUUCCCAUUCUAAGUUAUAGUGGAAUUCUUUCUACGUUCUAUCAAGAUCCACAAUAUGUCAGCGAGAGAUACAAAUUCUUCAGGCUGCUCGUUAUCAAUGCGGUGGGUUCCACAAAUAAUAUCACAAUUAUACGGAAAACACAACACAGCGAGACGGUUGAACUCCAACCCUGGGCCUUUCUCCAGCUUCAGCUCAAUGAUUCAGAAAUCGCAGUAGAGGGUAGUUAUAAAGUGGCUGUGAUACUGGCCCACCCGUGUAUGGAAGUGACAAAAUGCCAUUGCAACAUGGUGGUGAACCAACUUAGUCCUGACGGGUGGUGGGGUAACAAUUUUGUUGUGCCCUACAUAAACAACAUGACAUGGAUGCAUGCGACUGAAAGCUGUUAUUGGCCUCACAGUACACAAGCAGCCGGUACGCUGGAUCCUAUCAAGUCAGGAGGCCAACACAUCACCACAACAUAUCCAUCCUCUCUCAGGUUUAUCAGCCCAGGCAUCAUCAUAGAAGUCAUUCCAGAACAUUUAUUCUCUGCCUGCUACCUAGUGCACUUCGGCUUGACAUAUGGCAUGGUGUUGGUGAUAGCUAAAACAGCCUUAAAGUCAGAUGUGUAUAUAGACAGUAAGUUACUGGUAUCUAAUAAUUGGGUCACCAUUGCCGAUACUGAAUAUUCUGUGGCGUCAGUGUCUCUCAAUGACAGACACGUCAUUUGGCAUCCUACCUCAAAAAUCGCAGUGUACUCGUUUCGUCAGAUGGCCAGUGGAACUCAAUAUGGAGUCCCGGCUGUACCGUUGAGUGACAAUCCAGACCCCGCUGGCUGUUUAUUUUCCCCCGCUGCAUUUACAGUCGUAUCUCAACCCAUGAGUUGGACCGAAUCCUACGAGUACUGUUCAACCUAUAGUGACGAGCUGGCCACUCCAUCCACUGAGAUAUCUCACAUGGCGCUGGCUAAUUUUCUGGCAACCGCAGAAAGUAAUGAGUACUGGAUCGGGCUGCGACGCAGUCUGUUUACAUUGGAUUGGUACUGGCAGGAUGGAAACCAUAGUGUAGACUUCAGUUACAUGCAGUGGAGUAGCGGACAACCAGGAGAUCCUACGAUGGGCAUGUGUGCUUCAAUAUUUUCAAAUAUGACUUGGAAUAGUGUGUCCUGCUGUAAUACGUUCAUGCCGAUCUGCUACAACAGACCUGAUUACUUUCCUAUGCAAAAAGGUUUCUUCGUUUCUGCUGUAAACUAAAAUAUCAGUGAAGAAGACAACAGUGGAUGUCAGAAAAUUCCAGUAAAAAAAUACAGUGAUGUUACAAGAUGACAUUUAAACUUGUAGCUUGUCGUUCAAUGAUACAUUGAUCUACCCAUAACUCUUUGUACUAGAGUAAACAGAUGUGAAAUUACAUACCUGUAGGUAGCUGUGGAGUUGUUUUUGACCUAU